Messenger RNA from Gambusia affinis (western mosquitofish), 1389 nucleotides. It is a transcript of the gene onecut3b, whose product is annotated as one cut homeobox 3b. NCBI's taxonomy places the organism in Eukaryota, Metazoa, Chordata, Actinopteri, Cyprinodontiformes, Poeciliidae. Gene Ontology annotation, biological process: regulation of transcription by RNA polymerase II. Gene Ontology annotation, cellular component: nucleus. The record is from RefSeq and is a predicted model, not a curated record. Gene Ontology annotation, molecular function: DNA-binding transcription factor activity, RNA polymerase II-specific; RNA polymerase II cis-regulatory region sequence-specific DNA binding. Bases 1 to 1389 code for a protein of 462 amino acids. The transcript has 3 exons.
AUGGAGCUCACCAUGGACAACUUGCACAGCGUCUCGUCGCAUUCCCAACCAGGGGACCUCAUGAACUCUCCGCACGCUCGGCCGUCUCCGUCCCCAAGCUCCACACCCCGCAACCUGGUCUCGCACGCUCCGGGUGGGCGACCGACCAUGGUGUCCGGCAUGGCCUCACUUCUCGAAGGGUCCGGCGGGGAUUACCGGACGGACCCGUCCGCCUUGUCGGGACACCUCCAUUCGUCCAUCAGCAUGUGUGAGACCGGGAUGAGCCUUAGUAACACAUACACCACGCUGACCCCUCUGCAGCAUCUACCUCCGAUAUCCACCGUGGCUGAUAAGUUUCACCACCCGCACUCGCACCACCACCCUGCCGCCCACCAACGACUGUCCGCCGGGAACGUCAGCGGGAGCUUCACUCUGAUGCGGGAGGACCACCGGGGACUGACGUCCAUGGGCAACCUGUACAGUCACUACCCAAAAGAGAUGUCCGUCACUGGGAUGGGUCAUGGAUCGUUGUCUCCCUUGUCCGGCGGGCUCGGGUCUCUGCACAACUCCCAGCAGUCGCUCUCCGCCUACGGUCCCGGCACGCACCUCUCCACCGACACCAAGAUGCUGUCGCCGGUGUCAGGGUUCGAGUCUCACGCCUCCAUGCUGUCUCGAAGCGACCAGGAGCACCUGGCCAGAAGUUUAGGUGGACACGGCCACGGCUUGAUCUCCAACCUCAAUGGGAUGCACCACCACCCGCACAGCCACCUCCAUUCCCAAGCAAACGGUGCUGUGAUGAUGGCCGAUCGGGAGAGGCACGGUCACGUUGCAGGUCAGGGAGUGUCAGGUUCGGGCAUACAGGCGGAGGAAAUCAACACGAAGGAGGUGGCUCAAAGGAUAACGGCCGAGUUGAAGCGCUACUCUAUCCCGCAGGCUAUUUUUGCCCAGCGGAUCUUGAGCAGGUCGCAGGGCACCCUCUCGGACCUGCUGCGGAACCCCAAACCGUGGAGUAAGCUCAAGUCGGGCCGGGAGACGUUCAGGAGGAUGUGGAAGUGGCUGCAGGAGCCCGAGUUUCAGCGGAUGUCUGCUCUGCGGCUGGCCGCAUGUAAGCGCAAGGAGGAGGACCGGGGACGGGAGCGCAGCCAGGUGCCAAAGAAGCAGCGGCUGGUCUUCACAGACCUGCAGCGUCGCACCCUUGUGGCCAUCUUCCGAGAGAACCGCCGCCCCUCCAAGGAGAUGCAGCUCACCAUCUCUCAGCAGCUGGGCCUGGAGCUCUCCACCGUCUCCAACUUCUUCAUGAACUCACGUCGCCGCUGUCCGGAGCGCUGGGACGCAGAGGAUGGCGGCACCAACAGCGCGUCCCCGAUCCAACCGGGCACCUCGUCUGCAAAUACGUUCUCCAAAGCCUGA